AUGGAAGAUAAAAUUGUUGAUGACGCCCUUAAUUUGUUAAAAAACAAUAAUGAUUUUUCGACUCAUAACAUGUUGCAUCUAGUGUACCAAAAAUUUGAAGAGAACGAUUCUCUAAAUUCAUCAGAAAUAUGUAAAAAAGAAAAUAAUGACCAUAGUACUAUACUUAACGGUGACGAUGGUAUUGUUAAACUUUGUAGUAAAAUAGAAAGUAUUUUAAAAAAAUUGAAAUCUAUUUGUUCAAAUAAUAAUGGUCUUAGUGAUAAUAAAUGUUGUGAUUAUUUGAUAUAUGGGAUAUAUGGAGAAUUAAUGAAAGGAAAUUACACUCCAUAUAGUGUUCAUUGGCUUUACGGAAAAAUACAGGUGCUUUUGGAAAGUGAUGAAUAUGGCACUAAAACGAACCUUAAAUGCAAUAGUAAUUUUAAGAGGGUCUUUGAUGUUGAAAAUUUAAAAAUAAGAAAUAUCUUCACGAUUUCUUAG
Molecule: messenger RNA, 477 nt
Organism: Plasmodium cynomolgi strain B
Lineage: Eukaryota; Apicomplexa; Aconoidasida; Haemosporida; Plasmodiidae
Product: CYIR protein
Exons: 2
Coding region: 1-477 (158 amino acids)
Source: RefSeq, a predicted model, not a curated record